Molecule: messenger RNA, 1079 nt
Organism: Pseudopodoces humilis (Tibetan ground-tit)
Lineage: Eukaryota; Metazoa; Chordata; Aves; Passeriformes; Paridae
Source: RefSeq, a predicted model, not a curated record
UGGAGGCUCAGGCGGUGCAGGAGCUGCUGCAGGAGGCACGGCAGAGUCAGGAGCAGCCCAAUGGGGACUCGGGACCCCCCAUCUCCAUCCCCCUCCAGCUGCCUGACAAGGACAUUGCCACGGGACCACAGCCGACUGCCCAGGACUACGAGGCCGUGCCCGUGGGGCAGUUCGGACUGGCCAUGCUGCGGGGGAUGGGCUGGAGCCAGGGCCAGGGCAUCGGGCGCACCUUCCCCAGGGUCGUGACCCCACUGGAGCACCGGCCACGCCCACGGGGGCUGGGGCUGGGGGCUGAGGCCGCCCCCCCGGGCGCCCCCAAACCCGGGGAGCCCUCCCAGGGGGGCCCGGCCGUGGGGGACCCCGUGCGUGUUGAGGCCGGGCCCCACCGCGGCGUGGAGGGCAAGGUGGAGGCGCUGGACCCUGAGACCGGGCGAGCCCUGGUGCGGCUCCAGCUUGGGGGGCAGGUGGUGGCUGUGAACCAGCACGGGCUGAGCCCUGUCAGCACUGGUGCCUGUGGCCGUCCCCCCCAGAAGGGGUCGGAGGAACAGGGCGGGGAGCCCCCGCGGGGAGGGCCCAAGCGGAAGGAGCCCCCCGAGAACGAGAGGGCUGGGAAGCAGCCGCGAGGGGCCCCCCCCGCGCCCCCCCACUGGCUGCGCCGGGACCUGCGGGUGCGCUGCGUGGACCGGGCCUUCCGCGGGGGCCGCUUCUACAACUGCAAGAUGCAGAUCGAGGACCUGCUGGCUCCCGACACCUGCGUGUGCCGCACGGACGACGGGCGCCUGGUAGAGGGCCUGCGCGAGGCCUCUCUGGAGACCGUGGUGCCCCGGGGCAGCUCUGACCGCGUCAUGGUGGUGCUGGGGGAGCACAAAGGGAAGGUGGGGCGGAUCCUGGAGCGGGAGCCGGAGCGCGGGCGGGCGCUGGUGCGGCUGGGGCGGGGUGCGGCCCCGCAGGUGCUGCCGCUGCCCUACGACUCCAUCUGCCAUUACCUGGGGGGCAGCGACGACGACUGAGACCCCCCCAAAACCUCCCACCAGCUUCCAGCAUGGCGGCCGCGGCUUCAGGGGAAUAAAACCUGUCCG